Molecule: messenger RNA, 1048 nt
Organism: Leptosomus discolor (cuckoo roller)
Lineage: Eukaryota; Metazoa; Chordata; Aves; Leptosomiformes; Leptosomidae
Gene: XRCC3
Product: X-ray repair cross complementing 3
Biological process (GO): resolution of mitotic recombination intermediates; telomere maintenance via recombination; double-strand break repair via synthesis-dependent strand annealing
Cellular component (GO): Rad51C-XRCC3 complex; replication fork
Molecular function (GO): four-way junction DNA binding; ATP binding; ATP-dependent DNA damage sensor activity
Source: RefSeq, a predicted model, not a curated record
AGUGCUGUAUCAGGAAAUGGACUGGGACCAGUUUGACUUGAACCCUAAAGUAAUUGCUGCGCUUAAGAAAGCUGAAAUAAAAUCAAUAAAAGAGAUUUUAAAUCUUUCUGGAGCAGACUUGCAAAGAUUGAUGAAACUAUCCAGUGCAGAUACGCAGUGCUUGCUGAAAACAGUCUCUCUCACACUGAGGAGAAGUGAUAUGCUUACAGCACUUCAGCUCUACCAAGAUAAAGAUCAUCUCACCUCCCAACACCAGAAGCUAAGCCUGGGAUGUUCGGUGCUAGAUACCUUGUUAAAAGGUGGCAUUCCCUUAGUGGGAAUCACAGAACUUGCUGGGGAAAGUUCUGCUGGGAAGACUCAGAUUUGUUUACAGCUGUGCCUUUGUGCGCAGUAUCCUUACAACUACGGUGGGUUGGAGUCCGGAGCUGUCUACAUUUGUACAGAAGAUGUGUUCCCAAGUAAACGUUUGCAGCAGCUCAUAGAUCAACAACAUAAGCUGCGUGCAGAUGUUCCAGCUGAAAUCAUACAGAAGAUCAAAUUUGGAAACAAUAUUUUUGUUGAGCAUGCAGCAGACCUAGAUACCUUUCACAACUGCAUCACUAAAAGGGUUUCCCUACUGCUCGCAAGAGGCAUGGUGCGGUUGGUGGUCAUAGACUCCAUUGCUGCUUUGUUUCGAUGUGAAUUUGGAGUUUCAGACUCUGUUGUGAAGGCUCGGUAUUUGCAGACAUUUGGAGCACAACUUCACAGUUUAAGCACUAGAUUCAGGACUCCAAUAAUGUGCAUUAAUCAGGUGACCGAUGCAGUGAGCGAGUCGGAAGCUGCUCACGGAGUGCAUAACAGAGUCUCUCCAGCACUUGGAAUAACCUGGGCAAAUCAACUGCUGAUGAGACUGAUGGUCAGCCGCGUACCCCAGCCUGAGCAAUCACCUGGAGUUGCAGCACACCACACUGGAAGUGUGAGGACUUUAAGAGUAGUGUUUGCUCCUCAUCUCCCUCCAUCCUCUUGCUACUAUACAGUAAAAUUGGAAGGUGUAAAAGGAAUAGAAUAA